Messenger RNA from Danaus plexippus (monarch butterfly), 853 nucleotides. It is a transcript of the gene Membrin, whose product is annotated as probable Golgi SNAP receptor complex member 2. Gene Ontology annotation, biological process: vesicle fusion; vesicle-mediated transport. The coding region runs from base 135 to 761 and encodes 208 amino acids. Lineage: Eukaryota; Metazoa; Arthropoda; Insecta; Lepidoptera; Nymphalidae. Gene Ontology annotation, molecular function: SNAP receptor activity; SNARE binding. Gene Ontology annotation, cellular component: late endosome membrane; endoplasmic reticulum membrane; ER to Golgi transport vesicle membrane. The record is from RefSeq and is a predicted model, not a curated record. The transcript is spliced from 4 exons.
ACGACUUACGAGUAAACAUUUCGAUUGAACUUUGAGUACUUUUGUUAUAUUAUUUUCGUUAACAAUAUUUUUAUGAUUCCUUUCAAUGAAAUAAAUAAUUUGUAUAUAAAGGAAAUAUAUGUCAAAAAAUAACCAUGGAAGCCCUUUAUCAUCAAACAACUCAAUUAAUACAGGAAACAUCAAAUUUAUUUCAUAAAUUAGAAAAUGAUCCAGAUGCAGAGAAAAUUGAAGGUGCCAUCCAAGAAAAGAUAAAUAUAAUUAAAGCAAAUUGUGAAAAAUUAGAUGUUCUCCUUUUCAAGACACCAAUAAAUCAAAGGCCUAUGGCAAAGAUGAGAGUUGACCAAUUGAAAUAUGACAACACACAUAUACAGGCAUCUUUAACCAAUGCUCGAAACAAAAGGUACAGGCGGGAACAAGAAAAGGCUGAGAGAGAACAAUUGUUGAGUCGUAGAUUUGGUCAUGAUCAUACAGAGAUUAAUGUGGACUACUUGGGCCAAGAACAAUCAUCACUGCAGAAUUCACAUAGGAAUGUCGAUGAAAUGUUGCACACAGGUACAAGCAUUCUAGAGACGUUAAGGUACAAUCGUGACACAUUGAAAGGCGCUCAUAGACGGAUGAUAGACUUGGCGAAUACCCUGGGCCUGUCCAACGCCACCAUCACCCUCAUAGAGAGAAGGGUCUCCCAGGAUAAGUACGUCCUCUUCGGAGGGAUGUUCGUCACCCUGAGUGUGAUCGCGCUUGUUAUAAUAUAUUUGGUAUAAAAAAAAUUUACAAAAAUCUACGCAUUGUUAUCUAUUUGUGGACAUAUGAUUAAGUAUUUAUGCAUUCUAAUGAAAUAAAUAAUGUCUAAAUA